CAACACGAGGAGCGAGGAGCAGGAGAGGAUGGAGCCCACCGCGCGAAUAUGAAGUUUAAGAAGUUCAUCACCAUCAUGCAGGCGGCCAUGGGGGUGGUGCCUCUGAACAAACGCGAGCUGCUCCCCCCGGGCAGGAGGCUGUGGAGACCCCCGGGGGAGCAGUCGUGUGAGCCGUGGAGAUCCGGGGGAAGGUUCUGUUGGAGCAGAGAGGCCCAGUAUUUGUACCUGAGGCGCCUGUCCUCCAGGAGCUUCUCCGCUAUCAUGAUGAACCCGGUGACGGAGGAGAUCGUGUGGGAGCAGUACACAGUCACACUGCACAGGGAUCCUAAGAUGGGCUUUGGGAUCGCAGUGUCCGGGGGGCGGGACAACCCCAACGAAGAGACGGGGGAGACGUCCAUCAUCGUGUCAGAUGUCCUACAGGGCGGCCCUGCAGACGGGCUGAUUUUUGAGAACGACCGUGUGAUUAUGGUGAAUGCCACACCCAUGGACGGAGUGGCUCACACCUUCGCUGUGCAGACUCUCCGGAAAUGUGGCAAAGUGGCCAAAAUGAUGGUGAAGCGUCCCCGUAAAAUCCCAAACAUGAUGAUCCACUCUCCGGCUCCAGAUGACCGCGUCUUUAACACAGACUACACAGAGGAAUACCCCUACGACGGGGACCGCCGGAGCGUCUACAGCGGCUAUGACCACGCCCCAGAGAGAGACCACCGGGACCGCGACUCGGGCUUCCAAACCCACGACAGAGACCACGACCGCGGGCGCAGCACCGAGAGGGACCUGGGGGACGACCGGCCGUACAGGAGGGACGGCAGCAGGGGGCGCACUCUGGAGCCCGAGCGCAGCCCCGACCGGAGAUACGGCAGCGACCGCACCCUGAACCGAGGCUACAGCCCAGAGCGCAGGAGACACAGAGACUACAGCCCGGAUCGACGUUACAAAAGCGACCGCAACCUGGAUCGCGACUACAGCCCCGACAGGCGUCACCGCGACGACCGGGAUCACAGCCCCGACCGGCGUUUCCGCAGCGAACGAGCGUUGAACAGAGAGAGCCCGGACAGAGGGCGCUACAGGCGGGACAGCCACAGCCCCGUCAGAGGCCGCGCCCCCAGCAGGGAAAGGCUGGACCGCUCACCCUCCCCGCCGUCGCUGCCCAUCCCUCUGCCCCGCCCACCGCCGCGGGAGCACGAGCCUCUGGAGAAACCGCUCCACGUCCUGCUGCUCAAGAACAAGCCCAACGAAGAGUAUGGACUUCGUCUGGGCAGCCAGCUGUUCAUCAAAGAGAUGACCAGCACAGGACUGGCCAGUCGAGACGGAAACCUGCAGGAGGGAGACAUCAUUCUGAAGAUUAACGGCACCGUCACGGAGAACCUGUCCCUGAGCGACGCGGGGAAGCUGAUCGAGAAGUCCCGAGGACGACUGCAGCUGGUCGUACAGAGAGACCGCAGCCAGGUCCUCGUCCGAGUGCCUCCCAUGGUGGACAGCGACUCGGAGCUGGACGAUAUCUCUGAAAUCGAGUCCUAUCGUUCGUACUCGCCACAGGACGACAGGAGGGGGCAGCACUCGGACCUGUCCUCUCACUCCUCCAACGAGAGGCUGCGGGACAAGCCCAGAGAGGAGCCAGUGAACCGACUCGCCAAAAUGGGGGCCAUGGCGACGCCGUUCAGAACUCCUGACGACAAAGUCCCUGUGCCGGCCGAGAGGGAGGAGCCUCGAGCAGACACGCCUCCAGUCGUAGCACCAAAGGUCACCGCUCCAAAGGUCCGUGCUUCGGCCAAAGUUCCUCUGAAGGCCAGUGCAGAGGACCAAGACAUAUAUGGACCCAACACGGUGAUGGUCCACUUCGUCAAAGGAGACAGCGUUGGUCUGAGGCUGGCGGGAGGCAACGACGUGGGCAUCUUCAUCGCAGGAGUGCAGGAGGACAGUGCCGCCGAGCAGGAGGGGCUGCGCAUGGGGGACCAGAUCAUGAAGGUGAACAGCAUGGACUUCAGAGGGAUGGUGCGAGAAGAUGCUGUUCUCUAUCUGCUCGAGAUUCCCAAAGGAGAGGAAGUUAUUAUUUUGGCUCAAAGCAAACCUGAAGUGUACGAGGACAUUCUGGAGUCUGGUCGGGGCGACUCUUUCUUCAUCAGGACACACUUUGAGUAUGAGAAGGAGGCUCCUCAGAGUCUGCCCUUCUCCAGAGGGGAGAUCUUUAAAGUGACCGACACCCUGUACGACGGGAAACUGGGCCACUGGCUGGCCAUCCGCACAGACAAAGACAACCAGCUGCUGGAGAAAGGCAUCAUCCCCAACAAGAGCAGGGCGGAGCAGAUGGCCAACGUCCAGAACGCAGCCCGGGCCGCCUCUGGAAAUGACCGGGGGGACUUCUGGAGGCUCCGGGGUCAAAGGGCAGCCAAGAAGAAGGAUCUGCGCAAGAGCCGCGAAGACCUGAGCGCGACGCCGGUCACGACACGCUUCCCUGCCUACGAGAGAGUGGUGCUGCGGGAAGCUGGGUUCAGGAGGCCCGUGGUCAUUUUUGGGCCCAUUUCAGACGCCGUGAACAACAAACUGGCCACAGAUUUACCCGAUGAGUUUGUCAUUGCGAAAACUGAGCCCAAAGACGCUGGAAGUGAAAAGUCUUCAGGUGUUGUGAGGCUAAACACCAUCCGACAAAUCAUCGAACAGGACCGACACGCUCUGCUGGAUGUGACUCCCAAAGCGGUGGACACCCUGAACUACACCCAGUGGUAUCCCAUCGUGGUGUUUCUCAACCCGGACAGCAAACAGGGCGUCAAGACCAUGAGGAACCGCCUGGUACCGGGAUCCAACCGCAGCGCUCGCAAGCUCUACGACCAAGCCGUGAGACUGAAGAAGACCUGCUCGCACCUCUUCACAGACACCAUUGACCUGAACAGUGCCAACGACGCUUGGUACGGCAGCGUGAAGGACUCCAUCAGAGAACAGCAGGACAGAGCCGUGUGGGUGUGUGAGAGCAAGCUGGACGGCGCCGAGGAGGACCUGGAUCUCCACGACGACCGCAUGUCCUACCUGUCGGCCAUGAGCGCGGACUACCUGAGCAUGGACAGCCGUCUGACCAGCGACUACGACGACACGGCGGACGAGGGCGGGGCUUACACGGACAACGAGCUGGACGAGCCUCUGGAGGAGCCUCAGCCCGUGUCUGCGAUCGGACGCUCCUCUGAGCCCGUGCUGCCCGAGGAGCGGCCUGAGCCUCGCAGCCGCAUGAAGAAGUCAGGCAGCAGAGAGAUGCUCCACAGAGACCCCAGUCCUCCCCCGUCAUUUGUCCCCGAACCCCCCAAGGUGCGUUCUCAGGGCCGCACGGACUCAUCCCGGAGCUUCGACUCUCACUCCAGCAGCACCAUCAGCAGUGACACGGCGGCACAGAGGCCCCUGCCCCCUCCCGUGGCCGUCAAACCCCCCAGCGCCGCCCGCCCGCUCCUGCCCCCUCCGGAGCUCAGCCCUGGUCCUCAGCGCGAGGAGGACGACCCCGCAAACAAGUCCUUCCGGGGAAAGAUCCAGGCGUUUGAGAAGAUGGACCAUUUGGCUCGAGCUCAGAGGCUCCUGGAGCUGCAGGAGGCGGAGAACGCGCGGCUGGAGAUCGCUCAGAAACAUCCAGACAUCUACGCCGUCCCCGUGAAGCCCAAACCCAACCUGAGCCGGCCUCAGCCCAUCGGAUCCAGCUCCAACCCCGACCCGCACACCUCCCCCCGACCGUCCUACUCCGAAGACGCCGAGGCCGAGUACCGCCGACAGCUCAGCCAACAGGACAAGAAGGGGUACUACAACACGGGAAAGUACAAGGACACCGAGCUCUGAGUUACACACACUACUACUACUACUACUACUUCUUCACAGUACUCGACCCGAUCUGUGUCUCACUACUGAAAACAGAAACAGACUGAACGCUUCUUCAUGUACAGCUGAUUUCUUCACUUCACAUUCCGCUCUGGACCAAAGUGCCUCGUAAAACUCCUCACUGUGCUUCUCGACAAACAUCACCAAACACCAGCGUUUUCACCGGACACUCGCAAAGUUAUGGAAAUACAAAAAAAAAAAGCAAACAAACCUACAAUACGUCCGGGUUUUGGACUGGCACAAACGCAAUCCUUCCAAACUGUGCGGUUAGAAUCGAAAGAAUCAUGAAAUCAUAUCGAUAUUGUAAAUAAAUCUGUAGACCCGGUCGCUUUUUUUAGGAUAUAAUUGAACCAAUGAACGACCGGUGUAUUUUUAAAGUAAGUCGAAACAUGGGAAACACUUAAAGCCGCACUGUGUAACUUUUCUGCGGUCUUGUUGCAACCUGCCGAGCUCCAUAGAGACGUGAUCGCUCUCCCCGUCAUGUUCCUCUCCACUAAGUUUGGGUGAGUUUAAUGCCACACUGCAGAACAUUCCAGUUAAAGCUUUAACGUCUCCGUGGAUACGAGCAGGCGGCGGCGGACCCUCGGCCGUGCGAAGUGCCGUAGUGUAGCUUUAAGUGUGCACGUUGUGACAGCUGUAAAGUGGACGCUGCGUCUCCGCUCCUGUGUUUUUUUUUAGAGACAAUCAUGUUUAUUCAGAGUGUGGGGUUCACUAUGAACUCUGGGUAAUCUGAGACGUCUGUGAUUCUCCUGCACACGGGACAAUAAAUACAUGUUUUUUACCUCGACUCGUCUCACUGCGUGUGUGUGUGUCUGUGUGUCUCAGUGUGUGUUUGUGUGUGUAUGUAUGCGUCGGUGUGUGUGUGUGUGUCUGAGUGUUUGUGUCUGUCUGUGUGUGUAUGUCUCAAAAUGUGUAUCUCAGUGUAUGUCUCUGUGUGUGUGUGUAUGUCUGAGUGUGUAGGGGUGUGUGUGUGUGUGUGUGUCUGAGUGUAUGUUUGUGUGUGGGGGUGUGUCUGAGUGUUUGUCUGUCUGUGUGUGUGUCUCAAUGUGUAUGUGUGUAUGUCUCAGUGUGUGUGUCUCAAUAUGUGUAUGUCUCUGUAUUCGUGUGUGAGUGUGUGUGUCUCAAUAUGUGUAUCUUAGUGCAUGUCUGAGUGUGUGUCUGUGUGUAUUUCCCAAUAUGUGUAUCUCAGUGUGUGCAUCUGUCUGUGUGUGUAUGCCUCAAUAUGUAUAUGUCUGAGUGUUUGUGUCUCAAUGUGUGUGUGUAUCUGUGUGGGUGGGUGGGGGUGUGUGUGUGUGUGCGCGCCUCAAUGUGUGUGCCUCGACAGUGGGAGGGACACAACACAUAUGAUUCCGGUUGGUGUCAAUCUUUGGGAAUAACAGUGAAAUGGUGACGUUUCUUCUCACAUUGACGCUGCUCCAUCAGCCGUCCAGCUCACAGACGCCAUCUACAGCCCAGAUAAUGCAUUACAACAACACCUGACACUGCACUGCUAACAGAACAGUGUUUGCACUUAAAGUUUAGUUAAAGCUGGUGUUCAAAACAGGAGAAUCUCAAAGUAUUUUCAUUCUCAGAGUCAUAUCUACAUCUAUUUCACUAUUAAAAUAACUAUAUAUGUAAGAUUUUGAUUUUAAACUCUAUAAACUUGACCU
This is a messenger RNA of Periophthalmus magnuspinnatus, 5498 nucleotides long. RefSeq names its product tight junction protein 2a (zona occludens 2) (gene tjp2a). Gene Ontology annotation, cellular component: plasma membrane; bicellular tight junction. Lineage: Eukaryota; Metazoa; Chordata; Actinopteri; Gobiiformes; Gobiidae. Bases 49 to 3810 code for a protein of 1253 amino acids. Gene Ontology annotation, biological process: cell-cell adhesion; protein localization to cell-cell junction; establishment of endothelial intestinal barrier. The record is from RefSeq and is a predicted model, not a curated record. Gene Ontology annotation, molecular function: cell adhesion molecule binding. The transcript is spliced from 26 exons.